AUGAUUCCACUUGUGGGGGUGUCUGAUACUUUAAAGAAAUGGCACAACCUAAUAGAUUCAAUAAGGGAUUCGGCAGAAGGGAAGCCGGAAUGGUCCCUGUCCUACAUUACCACAACAGGCUGUUUCUCCUUUGUCCUGCUGAGUCUGAUGUACUAUGUCAUAGAUGUGAGGGUGUGGGGGAGUGGAGAGCCAUUCAUCUUCCCAGUUGUGCUCGGACUAUACUUCCCCAGGAAGACCUACCAGACGACUGUGUACAUUGGACAGCCAGCAGAUACUCCUCUGCUCCAGGUCUACGCUUUACCCGAGGAAGGGAACCGCACAGCCUACUUUGGGUUCUGCAACAAUCUGCUGAACGGAUUUCGACACCAGUGGUUUCGAAUCGAUGAGCGAUCUGGUGUCUUUUACCUCAACAAGACACUGGAGGAGAAUGAUCUCCAACUGCUGGGUAAUAUGGGCGGACCGGAACUGUAUAAGAUCACACUGCAUAUCUUUGCUGCUCCUGAACCCCGUCGGGAGAAGGAG
This is a messenger RNA of Hemiscyllium ocellatum (epaulette shark), 522 nucleotides long. Its product is annotated as proto-oncogene tyrosine-protein kinase receptor Ret-like. Gene Ontology annotation, cellular component: membrane. The record is from RefSeq and is a predicted model, not a curated record. Lineage: Eukaryota; Metazoa; Chordata; Chondrichthyes; Orectolobiformes; Hemiscylliidae. Gene Ontology annotation, molecular function: calcium ion binding. The transcript is spliced from 4 exons. The annotation marks the transcript as partial.